AAACAUUCAUAACAACCAGAGGCAUCUUUUGAAAACGGACCAAAUUAAUUUGUAUUCCCAAUAUAACGGAUAGAAUCUUAUAGAUAUUAUAGAUACAUUCAUACAGGGUUUGUCCGGAAAGUAAUGUCAGUGAUUUUUUUUUACGCGACUGAUCGUCAGAGCGCGCUCGGAUCGGUUGGGAAUGGUAGAGGGGGAAGUCAGCUAACGAAUUUUGAGUCACUCAGUAUUCUCCCGCCCCAGCCGCAUAGUAAGGACAUGCGUUUCCGUGGAAGUCGUUUUGUGACCUCGUGCAAGUAAAAAUGCAACGCUCGUUAGAACAAAGGAUGGCGAUCAAGUUUUACGUUAAACUUGGCAAGACCGCGGCGGAAACUCUCCCAAUGAUCAAGACAGCUUUUAAAGAAGAUGCUCUGUCGGAUCGGCAAGUGUUCCGGUGGCACAAGGUUUUUUCGGAAGGCCGGGAAGAGGUCGACGACGAAGCCCGCGCUGGACGGCCAUCGACGAGCACCACGGACGACAAUGUGACGCGAGUGAAAGAACUUUUGAACACAGACCAACGAUUGAAUGUCCGUUUACUGUCACAGUUAUUAGACAUUCCGAAAACUAUCGUUCAUGAGAUCAUUAGGAACAAUUUGAACAUGCGGAAGGUGUGCGCAAAGAUAGUCCCAAAAGUGCUCACCGACGACCAAAAAUUGCGCCGCGUUGAAACGUGCCAAGAAAAUCUGGACAUGUGCGAAAGUGAUCCCGAGUUUUUGAACAACGUCAUUACCGGUGACGAUUCUUGGGUAUUUGAGUACGACCCGGAGACGAAAAGACAAUCAUCAGAGCGGCACACGUCGUCGUCCCCUCCCCCCAAGAAAGCCAGGAUGAGCAGAUCCAAAAUCAAGACGAUGCUCAUUGUGUUUUUUGAUAUCAAAGGACUGGUCCAUCACGAGUUUAUACCGCCUGGUACAACUGUGAACGCUAAAUUUUAUGUCGAAGUGCUGAAGAGACUGAAACGCAGGGUUCAACGCGUCCGGUCGGACAUCGCAAAGGACUGGAAGUUGCAUCACGACAAUGCGCCGGCCCACAGCUCCUUCCUCGUCACCAACUACCUGGCCAAAGCAAGAGUGCCAACGAUUCCCCAGCCUCCGUACAGUCCGGACGUUGCUCCCCCCGACUUCUUUCUGUUUCCACGCCUGAAAGGACCCAUGAAAAGAAAGCAUUUCGAAACCAUUGAGGGGAUCCAAGCAGCUUGCACCGCGGCUUUAAAGGACAUUCCGGAGGAGGCCUACCGUAGCGCAUUCGAUGCCUGGAAAACUCGCUGGAAGCUAUGUGUCAACGCAGGAGGAGCCUAUUUUGAAGAAUUUUGAUGUGUUGUAACGAAAAGUUCAAUAAAUUUUUUUUAAUCAACUCAAUGACAUUACUUUCUGGACAGACCCUAUAUAGAUAUUAUUAUUAGAUAUUA
Molecule: messenger RNA, 1444 nt
Organism: Dinoponera quadriceps
Lineage: Eukaryota; Metazoa; Arthropoda; Insecta; Hymenoptera; Formicidae
Exons: 1
Coding region: 300-1349 (349 amino acids)
Molecular function (GO): nucleic acid binding
Source: RefSeq, a predicted model, not a curated record